CGCCAACGGUGUAUGGAACUGCUGUAGGUAAUGAAAUGACAUACUUUCUCACUUUUUCCCCACUGCUCCUGAGCGUCCUGUUGCUACUGCUCAGCGGCAUCAUCACACCUGCAUACACAGAUGAUGUGUGUAGCUGCACCGGAAAGUCCAGGUGUCACUGUGAUGGAGUAAAAGGCAGUAAGGGUGAGCCUGGGUAUCCAGGUUAUGAUGGGUUGCCAGGAGUGGUUGGUUAUCCAGGUUCUGAAGGUAAUCCUGGACCUUUUGGCCCUAAGGGAAAUCUUGGCUUUCCUGGAUUGUCAGGACCCAAAGGCUCACGGGGUCUCCCUGGGAAACCUGGGUUCUCUGGACCACCUGGGCAGCCAGGAAUCCCAGGAAAUGAAGGACCAAUGGGGCCAUCAGGAACCCCAGGAUGCAAUGGGACGAAGGGGGACAGUGGAUACCCAGGGUUACCUGGGGUGCCGGGACCUGUUGGAUUACCAGGUGUUCAUGGAUUGCCAGGAUUUAAGGGAGACUCCUACUACUUCCCACCCGCUGCUGACAUUGAUGGACAUCUUGGACCGCAAGGGAGAGAUGGUGUCAAGGGUCAGCGAGGGUUACCUGGACGGCCGGGUCUUCCUGGGCUGGAGGGACCGAGCGGGACUCCAGGAUUACCUGGGUUAACAGGUGUACAGGGAGAGAAGGGCCAGGAAGGUCCAAGCCCUGUAAUUCCAGGCCCAAGAGGUCAAAAGGGUGACCAAGGCCCUCCCGGGAUACCUGGACAGAAGGGCAUAAAGCUGUAUGCAGAGGGACCCAAGGAACUGAAGGGGGAGCCAGGUGAUACAGGAGAGAAGGGGUGUACAGGCCAGAAUGGUCUCCCUGGGCGUCGUGGAUAUAAAGGGAACAAAGGCGACCAAGGAGAACCUGGGGCUCUGGGGAAACCUGGGAAAGAUGGGGACCCUGGGACCUAUGGAAUUCAGGGUGAGAAAGGUGAUGUGGGCUACCAGGGACCUCCUGGAACAGAAGGUUCAAUGGGUGACAAAGGUGACCGCGGACCCACAGGUCCUCCAGGGGAUUUGAUUCAGAUCAAUGGGAGAAUCAAAGGCUUGCAGGGUUUUCCUGGGCCCCUCGGACCCCCUGGCUAUACUGGUAAUCAAGGUGUGAUUGGUUUUCCUGGAAUGAAGGGGGAACCAGGGUUGUCUUUCCCUGGGGCCCCUGGGAAUCCUGGUCCCCCUGGUUUAGCUGGGGAUAAAGGGGAGAGGGGGGAGCCUGCCCCCUACAUAAUUGGCCCCCCUGGACCCACUGGCCCCCCUGGAAACGAUGGCCCCAUAGGCGACCGUGGUCCCCCUGGAAUUCCAGAUCUGUUGAGAGGCAACCCUGGACCACCCGGUCCUAAAGGCAUCAAAGGCAUCCCAGGACAACCAGGAGAUAGAGGCGGGUUCGGAGAAACAGGUGAGAAGGGUGAUGUCUGUCGACUCUGCAUGCCCACUAAUGUGAGCCCUGGACCACCAGGACCUGCCGGAGAGCCUGGUAGGCCUGGAGAUACAGGUCGAGAUGGUGAUCCUGGAUCCAAGGGAUCUAGAGGAGUCAAAGGUCUUGGAGGUCCACCAGGUCCACAGGGUCCCUAUGGUUUACCAGGUGUGCCAGGUUCUACAGGACCCAAGGGGGACAAAAGUCCCAUGUCCCCAGGAGACAGGGGGCCUGUUGGCUCACCUGGGGCUCCAGGAGUUCCUGGGAGCGAUGGGACUGACGGGGUCGCUGGAUACCCAGGACUGAAAGGCCAGCCUGGGCUAAAGGGCAACCCUGGACCUCCGGGGCCCAAGGGUGAUCGGGGCGAUGCCGGCUCUCAGGGUAUACGUGGACGGACAGGCCAGAUGGGGACUCAGGGCCCCCCAGGUGUGGGGCCCCCAGGGGGCCCUGGACAGAAGGGCAACCUGGGGGUGCAAGGCCUGCGAGGGAGACCUGGAGAUCCAGGAGAGAAAGGCUCAGCGGGUGAGACGAUAACAACCACAGGAGACCCAGGACUGAAGGGAGAGAAGGGUCAUCAAGGCAACCCAGGACCUUCAGGGAAUCCUGGUAUAAAUGGCUAUCCUGGCUUCCCUGGCAAUUUCGGCGCCAAGGGGGAUAGAGGUCUGUCUGUCCGGGGCCCUCCUGGAAACACUGGGCCUAAAGGUGAGAAGGGCCAGCCGGGGGUUGCUGGUUCCCCAGGGAUUGGUAGUAUGGGACGACCAGGACCAUCCGGAGCUCCCGGGAUGCCAGGCCCUAAGGGUGAUUUCAGACCAGGGCUCCCAGGGCUGCCAGGUAGACCAGGCCCCCCAGGGGAGGAUGGUUCUCUGGGGCUGACUGGAGACUCUGGUCUGCCUGGGCUUGGUAGAUCGCCUGGCCUACCAGGAAGAGAUGGUCCACAGGGAGACAGAGGCAGUAAAGGUGCUGAGGGCUUGCCUGGUCUGCCUGGGGUUGCUGGGGAGUGUACGCUAGGCAUUCCAGGCACUCCGGGGGCUGUAGGUCUCAAAGGAAUCAUUGGCUUAACAGGGACCAGAGGACAGAAGGGGGUACAGGGCGAUUCAGGUCUGCCUGGCAGAGGGGCCCCAGGAUUGAUUGGGCCGUUUGGACGGCCCGGGUUUGAUGGACCCCCGGGACCUGGGGGGGCUGCCGGCCUGAAUGGAUUCAGAGGAAGAGAUGGUGUACCUGGGGUACCAGGCCUGAGAGGAGACAUGGGGCCAUCAGGAGCGUGUGGUACACCAGGACCAGACGGAGGCCCAGGACCAGGGGGACGACUUGGCCCUAAAGGUCUGAUGGGUGCUGAUGGGGUGAAGGGCCGUGUAGGAGCCAGGGGACCUGUGGGAGACUCUGGGGCUCCUGGAGAUAUUGGAGUCACAACAUACAUCGAUGUCCCUGGGGACCCUGGGGACCCAGGACCUACAGCUCUAAGGGGCUUAACAGGUGCCAAAGGAGAUCUAGGUGUGAUAGGGCACAAUGGAGCCAGUGGCAAGGAUGGGAUUCCCGGGAGCGCCGGGCCGCAAGGUGCUGUUGGCGACCCAGGCAGAGAUGGCCAGAAAGGAAGUCCUGGUUUCAAUGGAAAUCCUGGAGUCGCAGGAGAUAUGGGUGUGCCAGGUGUAAAGGGUGAGAAAGGGGGAACAGGAGGUCGUGGAGAGCCUGGUUCAUCGGGAAGACCAGGCCCAAAUGGAGUAAAUGGAGUGAAAGGAGAGCCCAGCCUCCCUGGACCAGGAGCUAAAGGACGACAAGGAGAAAAGGGAGUGCCAGGGUUUCCAGGUUUUCCAGGAGAGAAGGGGGAGAUGGGUGUAGCAGGGAGGUUCGGAACCCUGGGGGCCAUCGGCCCCACAGGACCCAAGGGAAGAGAAGGACUACAGGGAUCACGAGGACCUCCGGGACCAGCCGGGGAGAAGGGCAUUAAUGGUCUCCCAGGCAAUGCUGGCUGUCAUGGCCAGAAUGGCCUGCAAGGGAGCCCAGGAUUGGCUGGUGACCCAGGGACUGCAGGCCCCAGAGGUUCCCAGGGUAGAGACGGCAUCCCUGGCCCAGCAGGAGAGAAAGGAGACAUGGGAGCCCCUGGCAUUGGACCAAAAGGCACAGACGGAAAGACGGGCCAAUCUGGACUUAAGGGGGAUGUGGGGAUACCUGGCCGCUUUGGCCCUCCUGGUCCCUCAGGGCUUUUGGGGGACAUUGGACCUCCAGGCCCCCCUGGUCCUAUGGGACUGUCUGGAAGUCCUGGCCGGGAUGGAAUGUGCUUUGAAGGGCUAAAAGGAGACCGUGGACAAAAUGGUGUCCCUGGACCCCAAGGUAUGCAGGGGCCACGGGGACCUCCUGGUCCACCAGGACCUGGCUUUAAAGGAGAUAAAGGGAACAAAGGUGCCAUGGGUCUUCUGGGUACGCCUGGGUACAGAGGAGACACAGGGGUACAGGGCAGACCGGGUAAUGAUGGCAGACCAGGUGGUUUGGGAGUCAAAGGGGAGAUGGGACAGUUAGGAGACAUCGGACCAAACGGUCAGAAAGGAGAUGCAGGACCUGCAGGACCUGUAGGUUGCCUUGGACAGAAAGGGCAGUCUGGAGCACCAGGGCCUAAGGGGAAAGAUGAUCUCACCAUGGUGGUACUGAUCCCCGGAGAACAGGGGCUGCCGGGUGACCUGGGGGGCAGAGGAGAGCCUGGACCCACAGGAGCUCAGGGACGCAACGGACCACCAGGACUCCCAGGUCCAAAAGGUGUCUUGGGCCUAGAUGGGCCAAUAGGACUGCCUGGAUUCCAGGCAGCCAAGGGAGACAGAGGGUUCCCUGGACCACAAGGUAUCCAAGGUGAGCAGGGGACUCCAGGAGCCAAAGGCCCCCGGGGCUCUCCAGGUCCUUACUUUGCCGGGCCAAUAGAGGAUGGCUUCCUAUUCACCCGUCACAGCCAGAGGCAGAAUGUGCCCCAGUGCCCAGGGGGCAGCAACUUCAUCUACUCCGGAUACUCCCUCCUCUUCAUCAACGGCAACAACAGAGGUCAUGGCCAGGAUCUGGGUACACUGGGAAGCUGUCUGCCUCGUUUCUCUACCAUGCCCUUCUUAUUCUGCAACACGGACAGCACGUGCCGCUACGCCUCCCGUAACGACUACUCCUACUGGCUGUCCACGGAUGAGGCCAUGCCAAGCGACAUGGCCCUCAUCUCUGGUGGUUCACUGGAGAGCUAUGUCAGCAGGUGUGCAGUGUGUGAGACCAAAGCAAACAUCAUCGCUGUUCACAGUCAGACCAACCAGAUCCCUGUUUGUCCACGCGGCUGGCUCUCUCUCUGGGCUGGCUACUCUUUUGUCAUGCAAACAGGGGCUGGAGCGGAGGGCUCUGGCCAGCCCCUGGCCUCUCCGGGCUCCUGCCUAGAAGAGUUCCGGAAGAUUCCUUUCAUUGAGUGCCAUGGGCGAGGGACAUGCAACUACUACACUGACUCCUACAGUUACUGGCUGGCCUCCCUGGACCCCGAAAACAUGUUCAGUAAACCCAGGCCUCAGACAGUGAAGGGAGACUGCCCGGGUAGUAUAGUCAGUCGUUGUCAGGUCUGUAUGAAGCAGUGGCAGCGACCCUAAGAGCUAAAGAACUGAUGGGGAAUGAACUGGAAAUGCACCUCCCACUAUCAGCCACUGUAGGGCAACAACCAGACUGAUUAAUUCUUGCAUUUCAAUCAUGGUGCUUCCUGGGAGACCAAAGGAUGUCUCAGUUCUUACAAGUGCUGAUCCUCGUUUCCAUGUUUCCUCCCCUCCAGUCCUCUCCUCGCCUCACUUUGACGUUUUCAGCAAGGGAAGGACAGAAGGAGAGCGCACAAGGAAACUAGGAAAUACUAUUGAGAUGCAACCCAGUAGUGGCCUCUGCUCAAUCUGACGUUUUGUUCUCAGUUUUACGGCUUGUCUGUAUUUUGUUUGUAUUGUUAAACCACUGGACUGUUUUACGGUAGAUGGUCAGUGUGAUCCAGGGCUAGAUUCAAUCAGUUCAGCAUUAAGCCGUGAUAACCGACAACUGCUUAGCAUAAUCAUGCGAUGACGGAGGUGUAACUGCGUUGGAGCCGAUGGCACUAUCAAAUUAAUGUUUUUUGAUAGCUCCAAAAGUUAAUAUGUUGUCACAUGUGCUAGCAAAGCAGAGGUCCUGGGUUUGAGCCUCAGUGUGAGACAAAUCAGGAGGAAGUGGUUCUUGCUAAUCAAGCAGUGUGAUGUCAGUAGCAGUGGUGGCGUGACCCGGAUGCACAGUUGGGCUUAGGUCGACAGCUGGGGUCACUCUCUUUCAAGCGAGUUUAGAAGGGUUGAGGUUGGAAGUUUAUAUGCACUUAGGUUGGAGUCAUUAAAACUUUUUUUCAACCACUCCACACAUUUCUUGUUAACAAACUAUAGUUUUGGCAUCUACUUUGUUGUGCAUGACACAAGUAAUUUUUCCAACAAUUGUUUAC
Oncorhynchus tshawytscha (Chinook salmon) is the source of this 5896-nucleotide messenger RNA. RefSeq names its product collagen, type IV, alpha 3 (gene col4a3). The transcript has 52 exons. Bases 36 to 5045 code for a protein of 1669 amino acids. The record is from RefSeq and is a predicted model, not a curated record. Gene Ontology annotation, cellular component: collagen trimer. Lineage: Eukaryota; Metazoa; Chordata; Actinopteri; Salmoniformes; Salmonidae. Gene Ontology annotation, molecular function: extracellular matrix structural constituent.